GUCUUGACCUGGGGGAAGUACACUCUAAAGAUCCAGAAUCAUGACUGACUGCAAGUACUUCAUAACCAAUAAGAAGGGAGAAAUCUUCGAGUUAAAAGCUGAACUCAACAGUGAAAAGAAAGAAAAGAGGAAGGAGGCUGUGAAGAAGGCUGCCAUGACCGUGGGGAAGGAUGUCAGCGCUCUCUUCCUGGAUGUGGUGAACUGUAUGCAGACUGACAACCUGGAACUAAAGAAGCUUGUGUACCUCUAUCUGAUGAACUAUGCCAAGAGUCUGCCAGACAUGGCCAUCAAGGCUGUCAACAGCUUUGUGAAGGAUUGUGAGGAUCCUAAUCCUUUGAUUCGAGCUUUGGCAGUUAGAACCAUGGGGUGCAUCCGGGUGGACAAGAUUACAGAAUAUCUCUGUGAACCCCUCUGCAAGUGCUUGAAGGAUGAAGACCCCUAUGUUCGGAAAACGGCAGCAGUGUGUGUGGCAAAACUCCAUGAUAUCAAUGCCCAGAUGGUGGAAGAUCAGGGAUUUCUGGAUUCUCUACGGGAUCUCAUAGCAGAUUCAAAUCCAAUGGUGGUGGCUAAUACUGUAGCAGCAUUGUCUGAGAUCAGUGAAUCUCACCCAAAUAGCAAUUUACUUGAUCUGAACCAUCAGAAUAUCAAUAAGCUGAUCACAGUCCUGAAUGAGUGCACAGAAUGGGACCAGAUUUUCAUCCUGGACUGCCUGUCUAAUUACAACCCUAAAGAUGACCGAGAAGCUCAGAGCAUCUGUGAGCGAGCAUCCCAUGCCAACUCUGCAGUGGUGCUUUCAGCAGUGAAAGUUCUAAUGAAGUUCUUAGAACUGUUCCCCAAGGACUCUGACUACUACAAUAUGCUGCUGAAGAAGUUAGCGCCUCCACUGGUCACUCUGCUAUCUGGGGAGCCAGAAGUGCAGUAUGUCGCCCUGAGGAACAUCAAUCUAAUUGUCCAGAAAAGGCCUGAAAUCUUGAAGCAGGAAAUCAAAGUCUUCUUUGUGAAGUACAAUGAUCCUAUCUAUGUUAAACUAGAAAAAUUGGACAUCAUGAUUCGUUUUGCAUCCCAAGCCAACAUUGCUCAGGUCCUGUCAGAGCUAAAGGAAUAUGCCACUGAGGUCGACGUGGACUUUGUUCACAAAGCCGUGAGGGCCAUUGGCCGGUGUGCCAUCAAAGUGGAGCAAUCAGCAGAACGCUGUGUAAGCACAUUGCUUGAUCUAAUCCAGAUCAAAGUAAAUUAUGUGGUCCAAGAGGCAAUAUGUUGUCAUCGGACAUACCCCAACAAGUAUGAAAGUAUCAUUGCCACUCUCUGUGAGAACUUGGACUCCCUGGAUGAGCCCGAUGCUCAAGCAGCUGUGAUUUGGAUUGUAGGAGAAUAUGCUGAAAGACUCGAUAAUGCGGAUGAAUUACUAGAGAGCUUCCUGGAGGGCUUUCACGAUGAAAGUACCCAGGUGCAGCUCACACUGCUUACCGCCAUAGUGAAGCUGUUUCUCAAGAAGCCAUCAGAAACACAGGAGCUGGUCCAACAGGUCUUGAGCUUGGCCACACAGGAUUCUGAUAACCCUGACCUUCAAGAUCGGGGUUAUAUUUAUUGGCGCCUUCUUUCAACUGACCCUGUGACAGCCAAAGAAGUAGUGUUGUCUGAGAAGCCGUUGAUCUCUGAAGAGACAGACCUCAUUGAGCCUACCCUCCUGGAUGAGCUCAUCUGCCACAUUGGUUCUUUGGCCUCCAUGUACCAUAAACCUCCAAAUGCUUUUGUGGAAGGGAGUCAUGGGAUUCAUCGCAAACACCUGCCAAUCCAUCAUGGGAGCACUGGUGCAGGUCAUAGUCCUGUGGGCACCACCACUGCAACCAACCUGGAGCAGCCUCAGGUUAUCCCCUCUCAAGGGGACCUUCUGGGGGAUCUCUUAAAUCUUGACCUGGGUCCCUCAGUCAGUGUGCCGCAAGUGUCCUCUAUGCAGAUGGGAGCUGUGGAUCUUUUGGGAGGAGGACUGGAUAGCCUGCUUGGCAGUGUCCUUGGCGGGGGCAUUGGAGGAAGUCCGGCAGUAGGACAGUCCCUCAUCCCAUUAUCGAUGCCCGCAACCUUCACUCCUUCACCUACUCCUGCUGUGCUCAGCAGCGGUUUGAACGACCUGUUUGAGCUUUCCACGGGGAUAGGCAUGGCACCUGGCGGAUAUGUGACUCCUAAGGCGGUCUGGCUACCUGCAGUAAAGGCUAAAGGCUUGGAGAUCUCAGGCACGUUCACUCACCGCCAAGGGCACAUCUAUAUGGAAAUGAACUUCACCAACAAAGCUCUGCAGCACAUGACAGACGUUGCCAUCCAGUUCAACAAGAAUAGUUUUGGUGUCAUCCCAAGCACUCCCUGGGCCAUCCACACUCCACUGAUGCCAAACCAGAACAUUGAUGUCUCUCUGCCUCUCAACACCUUGGGCCCAGUCAUGAAGGUGGAACCUCUGAACAACUUGCAGGUGGCUGUUAAAAACAGUAUUGAUGUCUUCUACUUCAGUUGCCUCAUCCCACUCAAUGUGCUUUUUGUAGAAGAUGGCAAAAUGGAGCGCCAGGUCUUCCUUGCGACUUGGAAGGAUAUUCCCAAUGAAAAUGAACUUCAGUUUCAGAUUAAGGAAUGCCAUUUAAAUGCUGACACAGUUUCCAGCAAGCUGCAAAACAACAAUGUUUACACGAUCGCCAAGAGGAAUGUGGAGGGGCAAGACAUGCUGUACCAGUCCCUGAAGCUCACUAAUGGCAUUUGGAUUUUGGCCGAGCUACGGAUCCAGCCAGGAAACCCCAAUUAUACGCUGUCGCUGAAGUGUAGAGCCCCUGGAGUCUCUCAGUACAUCUAUCAGGUCUACGACAGCAUUUUGAAAAACUAAUAAACGGCCACCCUGUAAUCAGUGCAAGCCAAGAACUCGUAACUAAAGGAAGUCGUACUGCUGUGUAGAGCCUGAACACUGCGCCACCCACCCCGGUAGUGACCAGUCACCCUGUGCUGACAUUGGCAUUCACCCCAUUGGAUAGGUUAGCUUCCUGUGACCACUGCUUCCAUCAUUCCCCACCUCUGCCACUGCCCUCAGACCUUCCUCGUGAGCUUCUCCAUGCUGUGCCAAUGGCUAGCUUUUUCUACACCCUCUUUUGAGUGUAGUUUGAUAUUUUGUAAUCAGAAGCUCAUUUCACAAGCAGAAAAAGGCAACAAGUUAAUUAAAGCAAGGAAAAGUGUCACUGAAACAUAAA
Peromyscus californicus insignis is the source of this 3224-nucleotide messenger RNA. RefSeq names its product AP-1 complex subunit beta-1-like. Gene Ontology annotation, biological process: vesicle-mediated transport; intracellular protein transport. NCBI's taxonomy places the organism in Eukaryota, Metazoa, Chordata, Mammalia, Rodentia, Cricetidae. Gene Ontology annotation, molecular function: clathrin binding. The record is from RefSeq and is a predicted model, not a curated record. Gene Ontology annotation, cellular component: membrane coat; clathrin adaptor complex.